AAAAUAGGAAAAAAUUUUCCAACAUACUACAAAUAAAAAACACCACAUAAAUUAAUAUAAAAUUGUGCAAAAAAACCAAAACAUUCUAUAAAAAUUUUAUAAUUUUAAAACACUAACAAAAAUGAGGAACAAAAAACCCAGAGAAAACUGUGUAAAAGAAAUGAAACGUGGUUAGGCGAUGGAAAAUUAUAAUUAAAAAGAAAAAAAGUUUACAAAGAAAGAAAAAAAAAUUAUUAAUAAAAAAGUGACAAGUGAAAUAUAUAAUUGAGUGAAGUUUUAGAAAAAAAGAAAAAAAUAUUUAUAAAUAUUUUUCCCCAAAAAAAUCGAUUUAGAAAAUCGUAAAAAUUGUGAUUUACGAUAAAUCCAAUAUUUAAAAAAAAUCUAAAAUUAACCUAACAACCAACCAAGUGCUGGCAUAGUUUUAAGCAAGAAUUAAAACAAAUCUACAUAAAUAAAUUUCAUCAACUUUGACAUUGAUUUCCUGGAGAAAUUAAGGAUAUUUUUUAUUUAAGUAACAAUUUUUCAUAUUACACCAAAUAUAAAUACCACGACCUGUCUGUAAAAGCGGACAAACAAAGACUACUACAUAAAUUUGUAUUUAUUUCAAAUAUUAUAACAAUUUAAAUCAUUAGUAAAUCGCAAAAAAUAUAUAUAAAACACAAACUAAAUUAACAAAUCCAUCAGCUCAAUCACAUCUACAACAACUAAAACAAACAAAAGAAAAGAAAAACCAACAAACAAGCAUCAAUAUGAAAUAUACAACAAAUACAAUUGAAAACCAAACCAAUACUACAAAUGCCAAUAACAACAUUAAUUUAGUGACCUCAUCAUCAACAUCCUCAUCUUCGUCAUCGUCAGCAUCUUCCACCUCAUCAUGCCUGUCCACAGCAUCAACGACCAAUGGUGGUGGUGUUAACAACAACAAUAACAACACCACAAAUACCACCGGGAAUGCAUUAUUCUGUGAACAGGUUAAUACGGUAACAAAUCUCUUCGAGAAAUGGAAUGAUUGUGAACGUACCGUUGUUAUGUAUGCUUUACUUAAACGUUUACGUUAUCCAAGCCUAAAAUUUCUUCAAUAUUCCAUUGAUAAUACUUUGACACAGAAUAUGGGUUCAACAUCCAAUCUAAGCACCGUUGUUGUAGAUAUGAAUGCCAACAAUCCAUCGUAUUUGCAAAAUCUCUUAAAUGCCUAUAAGACAUUUCAUUUGGGCGAUUUAGUCGAUACUCUCUCAUCAUCGUCCUCUGACAAAGAUUCAAUGCCUUGCUAUGGAUCUGAUUUUCAAAUAACACAUUGCGAUGAACGCAAAUUGUAUAGUAAGAAAGAGGAUAUUUUACAUGAGGUAUUGAAUAUGUUACCUCUACUCAAGCCGGGAAAUGAUGAAGCUAAAAUGAUUUAUCUAUCGUUGAUACCAUUGGCCGUUAAGGAUACGAUACGACAAAUUGUACCCACUGAGUUGGUGCAACAGAUAUUUUCGUAUAUGCUUAUACAUCCAGCGGUGUCGAGUGAUGAUCGCAGAAACCUUAACGUUUGGCUGCGCCAUUUAGAGGAUCAUCUUCAAAACUUUAACAACUGUCCACCGCUCAAUAUGAGUGGUGGUAGCGGCGGUAUGCCAGCAACACACACAAACUAUAUGCAAAAUCAAAAUAGUCUUGUGGGUGGACUCUUGCUAGAUAAUCCAACAAUGACAACAUCAGGUUCAUCAGUAACAUCCUCAUCAUCGUCUGCAAUGUCAAUAUCUUCGACAGCCUCCAAUGUUUCGGUAUCCUCAUCAUCAUUUGGCAACUUGACACAGAAUUGUAAUGCAUCUACAAUUUCUAACAACUCAAUGAUGGGAUCACGCAAUAAUGAUUGGCAAACUAUACAGCCGCCAAGUAGACAACAGCAACAACAACAGCAGCAAACACAAUUGACUAAAUCUGCUUUAGGUUCGGAUUGGUCUUCGCUUGUGGUUAAACCCAAUACAGUGAUUAAUAAUACAAGUGUUAAUGUUGUUAAUGCCGGAACUAAUAAUAGUGGUGGUGUUGUUGGUGGCAUGGUAGUUGGUACAACUAUUGCCGAUCAACUCUGUGAUAAUUUGAAUGGUAUUACACUGAAUGAUUUAGCCUCUAGUCAAAAUAGUUUAGGUAUCAACAUUGUUGGCGCCAACAUUGUAGAUUCGCUGGCUACGGUCGACAAUAACAGUUCUUCGCUUGUCAAUGGUGUGGCAGCAGCAGCUGCCUCUGCUACAGCCGCUGCCGUUACAUCUGUAGCUACAACACCAAAUAUUUUUGGACCACAAACAAAUCCAAUUAUUAACAUAAUUAAUAAUAACAACAAUUGUAGUGGUCAGCUAAAUGGUAUCGAUGAUCAUGACACUUCAUUCUCAAAGAAUGGUACAGAAAUCUUAGAUUUUGAUCCAAAUACAAAUAAUAUGCAGAACUGCGAUAGUUGCAGUAACAGUAGCAGCAGUAAUGUAGGACAAAUGCAGUCACACCAACAAAUGGGCUAUGCCUCUAUAUUGAUGAGCAAUUGUGCCGAUCACUUGGAUAUAAAUCGCUGGACUUUGGAUAGUAAAUUUGCUGCUUUAAAGACCCGACGUUCUAAUAGUCUUACCACUCAAACGAUUUCCUCCUCGGCUUCUUCCUCCAAUUCGUCGGUUAUUACCGUCAACGACAACUGUUCCAAUUCAACCGAAAAUUUAGCACAAUUUGCCAAUAAACCACGUAGUUUUUCACUUUCCAUUGAACAUCAUCGCGGUUCGUUAACAAAUAGCGGUUCUGAUACCCGUCUAGAUGACUUCAAACCAAAUUAUAUAAAAUUCCAAACACGCAAUGUUGGCAUGUCCAGCAUUGGUUUAUGGUUGAAAUCGCUACGUCUUCAUAAAUACAUCGAACUCUUUAAGAAUAUGACCUAUGAAGAUAUGUUGCAAAUCACCGAGGAAUAUUUGCAAAGUUUAGGUGUUACCAAAGGUGCUUCCCAUAAGUUGGCAUUGUGCAUUGAAAAGUUAAAGGAACGUUCGUCGCAUUUGUCUAAAAUGGAGCAGGAAUUAAUCAAUGGUCAGCUUAAGCUGCAGGCAGCUGUUGAAGAGUUGGCUAAUAUUGUUUUGACUCCCAUGAAACCGAUUGAAUUGGUCAAUAGCAAUUGUGGUGAGGAUAAUGUGGCUUUAAUGUUUUUGAAGGUCGUCGAUUUGGUCUGCACAAUUGCUCAAAAGGAUCCCUAUGCUGUGGUUGAUGAUGAUAAUAUUAGUGUUAUUUUGUGGAUUUUAGAUCGAUCCAUACAUAACGAGGCAUUUGUUAAUCAUGUCAAUCAAUUGAAGGAUUUAAAAUUCAAACUAUCCAAAUUGAAAAUGUCAUUAACUCCGAAAAUUCAUCAUACCAAAAAUGGUAGUAAUGGAAAUUUAAAUAAACCAAGUUUUCAAUUUUCCAGGUGGAAUGGCAAAUCACGCAAAUGUGAUCAAAAGAAUGGCAGUAAUGAUCGUAUAAAUCAUCGUAAGAAUUCAAAUGAUAUGCUGAAUUUCUCUCUAAGUUGUUUGCAACAGCAGCAUCAUCAUAAUCAGCAAAUGCAGCAACAACAACAGCAGCAGCAACAACAACAACAACAACAGAUUAAUGAAUAUGAUAAAUAUCAUAAUAAUAACAAUAAUAACAACAAUAAUAAUAACAACAAUAAUCAAUAUAAAAAUUCAGCAUAUCAAAAUUAUCAACAACAACAGCAACAAAUUAAACAGCAACAACAACUGCAGCAGCAACAACAACAAUUACAACCCCAAAUGUUGCAACAAAAUACACAUUUCCCAGCUUUGCCACAACAGCAGCAACAACAACAAAAUCAGCAACAACAACAUAGACGUUCUCUUAACAAUUUAAUUGUUGUCUCUGGUGGUCCCCAACAGCCUCAGAAAAUGAUGUUUAAACCAGGUCAAGGUAUUUUAUCUAAUACAAACAUGACUAAUGAUGAUUUAAGCAUUGAUGUGAUGAAGUCAAACCAACAGCAGCAACAACAACAAUCUCGUAAAGCCAGUUUAACAUCUUUGAACAAUAGCAACAACAGCAGUAACAGUUUAAAUGCCAGCAAUUUGGAAACAUUGCAACAACAGCAGCAAUCACCUGCUGCUAAUGCAUCUUCAAUGCCAAAGAAAACCAUGGCUGCUGUCGUAAUGGUUAGUAAUGAUCUCAUGCAUACAACAGCAACACCAACAACAGUAGCAGCUACAUCAGCUGGCUCAACAACUGCUAAUGUUGCUAAUCUUGCUCCACCUCCUCCACCACCCCAAAUUCUUAUAAACAAUAAUAAUACAACACAAAACACUAACACUAAUCAUAAUAACAUGUUGCAACACCACCAUCACCAACAACAGCAGCAGCAGCAUCAUGCUCUACAACAACAGCAACAGCAAUUAAAACUUUUAGCAGCAGCUGCUGCUGCUGUUGGCAAUUCUUGUAGUCUUAAUGUUGGUAGUCUUAAUACUAACAAUUCUAAUUCUAAUAAUCUAACUGGCAUUGCUAUUGCUGGUGGUAAUAGUAGUAAUAAUAUUGUUUGCAACAACAUUUGUAGUACGAACAAUAAUAAUUGUAGCAAUAGUCAUCACCAUACUUGUGUUAAUAAUUGCUGCAGCAAUUGCAACAGUCAUCAAUUACAAAUUAAUUUAAAAUUACCUCCUCUUAAUGAAAACUAUCAACAGCAGCAUCAUCACCAUCAUUCUCCUCCCACAAUUUCAGAUGUUUUGAAAACAUCUCUAAAUCAUAAUACAGAUCCGUUAAAUGACAUAACAAGUUUAGAACAAUUGGAAACUUUGUGUCUUCAAAUGACAGAACAGGCUAUAAAUUAAUUUUAGCAAAAAAAAAAAAAAAAGAAAAA
This is a messenger RNA of Lucilia cuprina (Australian sheep blowfly), 4840 nucleotides long. RefSeq names its product protein Smaug (gene smg). The transcript has 7 exons. Gene Ontology annotation, cellular component: P-body. Gene Ontology annotation, molecular function: mRNA binding; translation repressor activity; protein binding. The record is from RefSeq and is a predicted model, not a curated record. NCBI's taxonomy places the organism in Eukaryota, Metazoa, Arthropoda, Insecta, Diptera, Calliphoridae. Gene Ontology annotation, biological process: nuclear-transcribed mRNA poly(A) tail shortening; negative regulation of translation; regulation of DNA-templated transcription. The coding region runs from base 750 to 4811 and encodes 1353 amino acids.